This is a messenger RNA of Dicentrarchus labrax (European seabass), 7297 nucleotides long. Its product is annotated as death-associated protein kinase 2. The record is from RefSeq and is a predicted model, not a curated record. Bases 497 to 1579 code for a protein of 360 amino acids. The transcript is spliced from 12 exons. Gene Ontology annotation, cellular component: cytoplasm; nucleus. Gene Ontology annotation, biological process: intracellular signal transduction; positive regulation of apoptotic process; protein phosphorylation. Gene Ontology annotation, molecular function: ATP binding; protein serine/threonine kinase activity. Lineage: Eukaryota; Metazoa; Chordata; Actinopteri; Moronidae.
UUAUUUUAUCAGUUUGGCGAGUCCUUGUCAAAAUAUGAAGUAAAAAAAGAUACGGCUACUCCUUGAAUGUCUUAACCGUCAGAAGGUGUCGUGAACGCCUCCGAAGGUCGCUAAACGCGUAUUUACGGUAAUUCGGACAUGACAUCGAAUAGUGAGUGAGUGUGGCUGUUUUCCGCAUUCCCCAACCGUCUGUCAGUCACAGGGCCGAGCUCACGCUGUGGAGGACGGCCGCCGGGAGCAGGAGCGCGCAGGGACACAUCCAUGGGAUAGAAGACGACGGUUCGUGGGAACAUCCGACCAGGAAGCCGAGCAGCCGCACUGGUGCGUACCUUCUGCGUUACAGGCUCUGCUGCUGAGGCUACUUCUACAUUGAUGUCGAUGGUCCAGCUUUGGUGUAUGUAGAGUUUGGAGGAUCAUGAACAACUUGAAGUUGACUGUUAAACAGCCAGGAAUGGACUAACCAAGGAGCAGGUGGAUCUAAGCGAAGCAAAUCAACAUGGCAGUCUUCAAGCCUGAAAAUGUGGAGGACCUUUAUGAGAUUGGUGAAGUUCUGGGAAGUGGGCAUUUUGGCCAGGUUCGUCAGGUUCGUGAGCGGGCCACUGGGACUUGUUGGGCGGGGAAGUUCCUGAAGAUCCGGAAGGGCGCGUGCAGCCGCCUGGGCCUGGAGAGGAGCAGCGUAGAGCAGGAGGUGGAGAUCCUCCAGGCUGUUCAACAUCCAAACAUUGUGACUCUCAAAGACGUUUUUGAGAGUCGAGCUGAAGUGGUGCUGAUUCUGGAGCUCAUUAAUGGAGGGGAGUUGUUUGACUUCAUUGCUGCAAAGGAUAACCUGCUGGAGAGUGAGGCCAUUGAGUUCAUGAAGCAGAUCCUGGAGGGACUGGGAUUCAUGCACAGCAAGAACAUUGCCCACUUUGACCUCAAGCCAGAAAACAUCAUGCUGGCAGACAAAGUGUCACCACAGCACAACGUCAAACUCAUCGACUUUGGCCUGGCCCACCAUUUUAAUCAGGGGGAGGAGUACAGGAGCACAAGUGGGACCCCACAGUACAUUGCCCCUGAGGUGAUCAACUGUGAACCUCUGAGCACAGCUGCAGAUAUGUGGAGCAUCGGAGUUAUUACCUACAUACUAUUGAGCGGGAUGUCACCAUUCCAAGGUGAGACCAAUCAAGAGACUCUGGGGAACAUAAUCGCCAUGAAGUACGAGUUUGAUCCACAGUAUUUCAGCAUGACCAGCUCCAUGGCCAAAGACUUCAUCCAGAAACUCUUGGUGAAAGAUCCCAAUGAUAGAAUGACAGCUGAGGAGUGUCUGCUUCAUCCAUGGAUUAAGCCCAUCACACGCACACAGCUGGCCAAAAGAAACCGAUCCUCAAUCAAUAUGAAGAACUUUAAGAAGUUCAAUGCCAGACGGAAAUGGAAGAUGUCCUACAACAUGGUGUGGAUAUGUAACCGGCUGGUCCAUUUGAAACUGCUGAAGGGGAGCUCAGAUCCAGAUACAGUGCAGAGACAAUGUGAGAGCGAUGUAGAGGACACUGAAACCAAGCCUGCCUCCUUGCUGCGUCGAAGACUCAGCAGCAGUUCAUAGAGCUGACCAGAGGAGGGCAGAAGAGUCCAGGAUCCAGGUCCAGGCUGGAGCUGAGGAUCGCUGAGGGGAAACAUUUUCUGUUAUCCUGUUAAAGUGAAAUAGACGACUAAAUGUUGUGAAAUGUUACAGACUGUCUCAGAUGUGGCUGGGAUGGUAGUAUCAAACAAGUACUGCCUCAUCUGAUGAAAGACUUUCAGAAGAUAAAGUACUUUCUUUUAAAGUUCAGCUCUUUGUCCCUGUGGGCAUAUGCCUUUAAUGAUGCUUGAUUUGAAGGAUAGAAUGUAUUAGGGUGGUUACUGGUUUGGGGAAACUCUUUGAUAAAACAAUGUGCAUAGAGAAACUUUGGGUAGAACUAUAUUUCCUCUACAGAAAAUGUAAUUUUAUGUCUUCCAUGACUUUUACAAAUGCAAAUAUUUAUGCUUGUUUAAAAUGUUGUACUGUGAUGACUAAUACUACUAAACAACACAUGUAAACAUAAGGAACCAAAAAAAUAGUAUGCAAAGUUGUUUCACUAAAGUUGUUUAGCUAAAAGGAAAACUAUGGUGUAUUAGUACUUAAAGCUGCAGUAGGUAAUUUUUUUAUAAAAAUAAUUUUGUUCUAUGUUCUAUAAUGUUCUAAUAUAAUUAUCUAAUGUUCUAUCUUGACAGUAGGACACGAGACAGAUAAUUUGUGAAAAAAUCAAGUUCUUCUGGCUUGUUCUAGCGCUUCCCGGCUCUGAUUGGUUGUUUUCGUUCAGGCCUGGUGGAUUCUUGCAGAUACCACGAGGGGCACUAGGAGGAACCAGAGGAACCUGAUUCUUUUUUUAAAGUUUCAGCAAAUAUGACAAAAAGUUAUUUUAUGAAAACUACCUACCAUGUUUCUUGCUCUGUUUUACCUAUUUUUGGCGGUGUCGCCAUGUUCCCACAUGGACGACUUUGGUGAGCACAAUGUUAUCAUAUGUGAAGUCCAUGAUUUUGUUGAUUGAGCCUGAUAUCACCCCAAAGUCCCAACAAAAAUCCACUCUUGAUUGGUGACAAGACAAUACCACCUUAAGGUCCAUUUAGUAGCUAUGCAUGAGCUUUCAACUGUAUCACUCCUCAUUAGUAGCUUGCUCAGUUACCAUGAAAAUGUAGAAACCAUCAGUUCUGAAGAGUUCUGAGAACCUCUAGGACUUCUAGUCCAUGUUGACUUAAAAGUUAAGUUCGAGACCGAUCCUCAUGAGGACCAUGUUGGGAUGAGUGAGUCCACUGUUAUCUGUAUACUGUAGGCCUUUUUUGUGUUUGGAAACAAUGACGACGUAUUUUGUGGGCAGAGCCUAAGUGGUGGCAGAAAAAGACAAUCCUGCAGUAGUGUUAGGCUAACUGCAGCACUUCCACCAUCCUACACAAAGCAGUGACAUGACACACACAAGACAAAUACAGGUACUACUUGGAAAAUUAGAAUAUCCUGAAAAAGUGCAUGUAUUUCUGUAACUCAACUUUAAAGGUGAAAUUUACAUAUUAUAUAGACAAAUAGUAUGCGAAUCAAUAUAUUUCAAGCUUUUAUUUGUUUUGAUUUUGCUGAUUAGGACUUGCAGCUUCAGAAAACCUCAAAUUCAAAAACUCAGAAAAUUAGAAUACUGCUUGAAAUCAAUAACAAAAAAAAAAGGAUUUUAAAUACAAAAAUGUCAGGCCUCUGAAUGUAAAAUCUUGCAUCUGUACUUAGUACUUGGUUGGGGCCCCUUUUGCACGAAUGACUGCCUUAAUCCGGCGUGGCAUGGAUGCUACCAUCUUGUGGCAUAUCUCAGGUGUUAUGGAAGACCAACAUGCUUCAAUCGCGGCCUUGAGCUCUUCUUUAUUGUUUGGUCUCUUCCCGUUCAGCUUUCUCUUGGCAAUGCCCCACAGAUUUUCUAUGGGGUUCAGGUCAGGUGAGUUUGCGGGCCAGUCAAGCACCGUAAUCCCAUGGUUGUUGAACCAGGAUUUUGUACUUUUGGCAGUGUGGGCAGGUGCCAAGUCCUGCUGGAAGAUGAAGUCCGCAUCCCCAUAAAGCUGGUCCACUGAAGCAAGCAUGAAGUGCUCUAAAAUGUCCUGGUAGACAGCUGGACUUGAUAAAGCACAGAGGACCAACACCAGCAGCUGACAUGGAUUCCCAAGUCAUCACAGACUGGGGAAACUUAACACUGGACUUCAUGCAUCUUCCAUUUUGCGCCUCUCCGGUCUUCCUCCAGACUCUGGGACCUUUGUUGCCAAAUGAGAUGCAAAACUUGCUCUCAUCAGAAAAGAGGACUUUGGGCCACUGGCCAACAGUCCAGUCUUUCUUCUCUCUAGCCCAGCUAAGGCGCCUCUGGCUAAGCUCUUGCUCGUGAGGAGCGGCUUGACAACAGGAAAUUCGACAUUUCUCUUGAAGCAGCAACUCCAGCCUGAGUCCACUCCUUAUGAAGUUCCCCCACACUUUUGAAUGGCCCUUUCCUGACCAUCCUCUCCAGGCUGCGGUCAUCCCUCCGGCUUGUACACCGUUUCCUUCCACACUUCUGCCUUCCACUUAACUGUCCAUUAAUGUGCUUUGAGACAGCACUCUGAGAACACCCAGCUUCUUUUGCUAUCACUUUUUGUGUCUUACCCACCUUGUGCAGGGAGUCAAUGAUGGUUUUCUGCACCACUGUGAGAUCAGCAGUCUUCCCCAUGAUUGUGAAUUCUUCUAAACCAAACCAGACACACCAAACAGACUUUUUAAAGGCUCAGGACCCUUUUGCAGGUGUUUUGGAUUACUUACCUGAUUAGUGUGUGACACUUUGAGCCUACAAUACUGAAGCUUUUCACAGUAUUCUAAUUUUCUGAGUUUUUGGUUUUGAGGUUUUAAUAAGCUGUAAAUCAUAAUCAGCAAAAUUACAACAAAGAAAUGCUUGAGAUAUCUCACUUUGCAUGUAAUGAGUCUAUAGAAUGUAUUGGUUUCACCUUUUAUUUUGAAUUGCCUGAAUAAAACAACUUUUACACGAUAUUCUAAUUUUCCAAGUAGUACCUGUAAGUUGCAAUCAUUUUAAGAAUGCCUUACUAUAUCUGUAAUGUUCUUACACAAUGAAGGACGCUACCUUGCAUCACUCUUGGCUCGUAGAAAGCAAUUGUUAGCUUUGUAUCGUAACAUCAUUUUUUGUUGUCUAAAAUAAACACCAUAAUACAUAAGUUAUUAUCAUAGAUCACGUUAGCUGGGGAAGUAGUUUGGCAAGCCACUUAUCCACUCAAACUAACAUAUCCACUCAGACAGUAAUGUGCUAGUGAUAACAUUAGCAAGGAAGCCAGCUAGCUGUAGCCAGCUAGCUGUAGCGAGCAAGCAAAUGUUGGCUAACUAACUAACAGAUAUUAUCCAGUGGCGAAUAACGUUCUUCAGUGUGGCUGGGUUACUAGCAAUCACUAGCAAGAGCAGAGUGGAUAUGUUAGAUGGCUAACAUUAUUAUUCCUAGAAUACAGAUAUUGACACAUUUGAGUGUGACGAUACACAUACUCAUAGAGAGUACAUUAUCUGUAAUGGAUACUGCUUUCAGCCGAGUUCUCACUCAACCCCAGUUUUGGAAACUGCUGUUUUCAAGCUCAAAGAUGAAGUGUCAGCUAAAAUCCGCUGAUGUUUAAGACAUCAGCAGUUAGAUGGGAGGAAUUGUGGGGUUUUGAGGGUGCUAUGAGUGCAUCAGUGAGUGUGUUUUAGUCUCUACUAUAGUUCAUACUGCAGGAGGUACUAUAUUUGAAUAAGUACUGUACAUUUCCAACAAUGUCUAUCCUUUGUGUUCUCAUGUAUUUUAUUACUUGUCUGAUUAUGUAUCAUUUUGAAAUGAAGCAAUCAUACAUGUUAUAAAUAACCUCAACACCUAUACAUAUGAUAAUUUUUAUUGCCAUCUGGCUUCAUCUAAGACUUGAACAAUCAUAACAGUAAGAUUUUUUAGGUAUUUUGAAAUAUUGCCAAAGCUACAACUUUGUCUCUUUUCUUGGGAAUGUUUGUUGGAAUGACCUCUAUUUGUCUGUUUAAUUUCACAUUCAGUUGAUAUAUUUGAUAAAACACAUUGCAGUAGUGCAACUAGUGACUUUGGUCACUGUAAUGAGCUAUUCUAGUCUAAAUAUAGCCUAUAUAAAAAUGUACAUACAUCACAUAAUGAAGCUGCAGUAGGUAACUUUUAUACCUACCUGUAAGAGCCAAUCAGAGCAAAGCAAGACACUUGAUUGUUGAGUUUCAUUCCCUUGUUGUCAUAUACUGAGGCUUAGGGUUGGUGGUUUUAAGAUAGUUAUUUUCUUAAAACCACUAUCUUUCUCGGCUCUGAUUGGUUGUUUUCGUUCAGGCCCGGUGGAUUCUUGCAAAUACCAUUAGGAGCACUAGGAGGAGCCGGUCUGUCAGGAUAUAGUGAAAGUUUUAGCAAAUAUGUGACAAAAAAGUUAAGUGGCCUACUGCAGCUUUUGAUGAAAUAUAAUAAAGGAUGUUUUUGAAUAAUAUCAAAGUGAGAUAUAUUCUUGCUUAUAGUACAUUAGUCUGGUGUCCUCAUUUUCUCUGCCUCCUGAUUAAUGUUGUGUUCCUCUGACCAAAGGUUAGGUCACAUCAUACCUCUGACCUACAAAAAAUGUCUAAUUCACUCAUAAAUGUGUGGUUGAUGAGGACCUUUAUGAACCAACAUAAGCUAAAUCAAUUCAUCUAAAUAUUCCCGUUUGUGUGUCAAUAACAGAACCUUAUGUAAUUGUUUUGGUAUUGUGAAAUUAUACAAAAUCCCAACAUAUCAAUGAAGGGGAACUGGAUAUAACUGAGUUUAUUAUACAAAUGUUAAACUUUAUUUAAGGAAGAGAGUCUAAAUUUCUAGGGAAUACAUUUAAUAUUUAGAUAACAGAAAUAUAAUUUAAUAGAAGAAAUUUGGGACCCUGGGAAUGAGACUUUGUCUUUACAUCUUUCUUGGCUCUGAUUGGUUGUUUUUGUUCAGGCCUGGUGGAUUCUUGCAAAUACCAUUAGGAGCACUAGGAGGAAUUAGAGGAACCUGAUUGUUUCACAGAUUAUCUGUCUCAUGUACUACUGUCAGGAUAUAGUGAAAGUUUCAGCAAUAAUGACAAAAGUUAUUUUUUUUUAUAAAAGUUACCCACUGAAGCUUGAAUCUCAAAGCAGUUUAUUACUUGCCUAAUGUGAUGUAUUUCUUGUUGGGACAGCAUGUGGUUGUGGAAGAAAUGAGUGAGACCAAUAGGUUAUUAUUUUUUGAGAAAAAGAUGGGGUGAUUUAAUGAUGUGCAGGAAGCUGGAUUUCCUGAGAACAUUUUGAUGACUUCAUUGGCUAAAUUUUCUCCGUUACAUCCACCAGAGCAUGAAUGACUGUUUUUUUCGAAGUUCGAAUCCCAAUUUCAAGGAAUCUUUAAUGCUAACAUAUUAUAGCCAUGUGAAGCACUGCAUACACAUCACUAUCCCAACUACUAGUACACCAAAUGUGUUUUGAAAGAUUAUUAUAAAAUAUGAAUAUAUAAUUAUUAUUUUCUAAUGCCUUGAAUGCCAAUGAGACAGAAAUAUAGAAGUAGUAAAAAUCAUUGUCUAUUUAUCUGUUUAUUUAAUCUUUUCCACUCCACUCCUCCCUACUGUAGACCCAUUUUGUCUUUUUUAUGGGGGGCCAUGGGGAUAUUAAGGGGGAGAUGCAGGUCAACCAUAUAUGCCACAUAAAAUGAUGUACAUCAUCUGAAAGCUGGGAUCCUGAAGAUUAAUUUUGUGUAGCUAUAAGGAAUUCUAAUCCCUGCAAUAAAUCAUCAGCAAGGUU